GUCCCUCCUCCUCCUCCUCUUGCUGUUGUCUCUGCUGAUGUGCGUUUUCUGACAGAUUAUCACAGUCUGUGAAGACAACAGGACUAAGCACUGACUUCUUCCUCCUGUCACACAAGCUUCCAACAGUGAAAUCGUUCCGACCCCAUGAGAGGGUCUUCCGUGUCACAAUGAGAGCCCCCUGUGUGUUCCUACUGCUUUACUCGGCCUUAUCAGGUCCAGGUGUUUCAUGGGUAGAAGCACAAAAUGACACCUGCAACGCCAGCGGCAGCCUUGCACAGCAGCAAUGUGGCCAUGGUUCCGAGUCCACCUCCAAGUUCCUGCAGUGUGCAGGGGUUCCGUCUGGGCCUCUUGCUGGACCCCACCACGUCCAGAACCUUGUGAACCUAAUGGAUGCUGCACUGGAUGUCUACUCUUUCAUGAGGUCCACUCUGAGCCAGGGCCCUGCGCUAGAGGUGUCGGGUGGGAUCCAGCUGACCCCCGAGGGCCUGGUGAGCGACGCGGACGUGCUGAAGGUGUGGCUGGAGGUGAAGAUGAAGCCCCUCCUCUCCUCCGUCUCCCGCCAGUUCCUCCGUUGCCUCGGCAACAAGAACCUCAGCUGCGAGGCCUACCACACUGUGGUUAGUGAGAUGAGCGAGCACUUCUCUGGAAUGGACCCUGUACGGCAGAACUGGAUCUACAUGUUUUUCAUGUACCCCUUCCUGUCUGAUAACAGAACAGCGGGAUGCAUGCACCUGAGCAACGGCACUGAGGACUGGCUGAUGAAGAACUUUGGGUCAUUCUCUGUCAUGGCAACCAUGAAAGAUCUCUCAUCGCUCAACAUGGUCUUCAGUGGGUUGGACGUGCUCCACUUGCUGACUCCAGAGCAGAGGGCGGAGCUGCUCCUGCAGCCGGAGGUGGUGGGGCUGGACGAGGGCGUCCUCACCCUGGUAUUCGACAGCCUGCUGGACCCCCUGCUGCCGGCCCGACCUCCGACCUCACCUACCUCCGCUCCUCGCCCUGACCCGACUGGCUACACGCGCGACUACACGACCUCACCUGGGCCUCACCACACCCAGCACUAUACCACCCCUUACAGGGACCCAGCCAGAGAGGUGGCAAAUGGAUUCAUGUCUGUCUUGACACCCAUGGGAAGCUUUGCCAGGCACAUGGUUUCCUUCACAAAUCAGCACUAUCUCACCACUGUGAAGUGCCACUCUCAUCCAGGCCAUGCUCAACUGGACCUUGGCAGAACUGGCCGCUCCUUACAAGCAGAACAGCACCGCUCCGGACCAGGUGGACUUUGACCCGCUGGACGUGAACGACUGGUUCCAGCAUGUUGUGGUCCGGUUCUGAGACGGUACCUGCCCCAAGACGAGAUGGAGAUCCCGCAGAACAUCACUGU
Messenger RNA from Alosa alosa (allis shad), 1381 nucleotides. RefSeq lists its product as uncharacterized. The record is from RefSeq and is a predicted model, not a curated record. Lineage: Eukaryota; Metazoa; Chordata; Actinopteri; Clupeiformes; Clupeidae. Bases 168 to 1283 code for a protein of 371 amino acids. The transcript is spliced from 11 exons.